Messenger RNA from Leptosomus discolor (cuckoo roller), 1086 nucleotides. The record is from RefSeq and is a predicted model, not a curated record. NCBI's taxonomy places the organism in Eukaryota, Metazoa, Chordata, Aves, Leptosomiformes, Leptosomidae.
AUUGACCCCAAAGACUACACUUUUUCUGGACUUAAAGACAAAACUGUGGGUCGACUGCCUGGAAAAGUAGCAGGGCAACAAUUUGUCAUUCAGGACUGUGAGAACUGUAGUAUCUACAUAUUUGACCAUUCUGCCACAAUCACUAUUGAUGACUGUGUGAACUGCCAAAUCUUUUUAGGACCGAUAAAAGGCAGCGUGUUUUUCCGUGACUGCAAAGAUUGUAAGUGCGUAGUGGCCUGCCAACAGUUUCGCACUCGGGACUGCAGAAAGUUGGAGGUAUUCUUGUGCUGUGCCACUCAGCCCAUCAUUGAGUCCUCCACAGGUAUGAAAUUUGGAUGUUUCCAGUACUAUUAUCCUGAGCUUGCUUUGCAAUUUAAAGAUGCUGGGCUGAGUAUCUUCAAUAACACGUGGAGCAACAUCCAUGACUUUACCCCUGUGUCAGGAGAAAAUAACUGGGGCCUUCUGCCUGAGGAUGCGGUUGUCCAAGAUUAUGUUCCUCUGCCCAGCUCUGAGGAGCUGAAAGCUGUCAGAAUUUCUACUGAUGCUGUAAAGAGCAUAAUACCAGUAACUCGAGGGCGGAGACAGAAAAGCAGUGAUGAAUCGUGUUUGGCCGUGUUUUUCGCUGGUGACUACACAACUGCGAAUGCCAGGAAGUUAAUUGAUGAGAUGACUGGUAAAGGCUUUCAGCUAGUACAGACUAAAGAAGUCUCAAUGAAGGCAGAGGAUGCUCACAGAGUUUUCCAGCAGCGUGCAUCAGAAUUCAUUCCACUGCUUGAAAAAGGUCCAGUAGUUGCUUUGGAGUUCAGUGGAGAUGGUGCUGUGGAAGGAUGUCAAAGCACUAUAAAUGAUGUUUUUAGCGGGACCAAGGUUUUUGUAUCAGAGAGCAAGGCAUCAGCAUCUCAAGAUGUAGACAAUUUCUACAACUUUGCUGACAUGCAGAUGGGAAUGUGAAGUUUGACAUGAAGGUGUUCACAUACGGUUUGUCUCUGCACUUGGAUGUCACUUGACUUGGAUAUUGCAGUAAUAUCUGAGAAUUUUUGUCAUUUGGUUUUGUAUUUCUCUUAUAUCCCUUUUAUAAAGCUAUUG